AUGAGUAGCUUUGAGAAUAUCAGAGCUGCUUAUGAUGAACAGUUAGAGCGGCAGCGUUCAGAUUAUGAGAAAAUAAUUGCAAAAUAUCAAGAAAUAAUUAACAACCAAAGAAAAAUAAUCGAACAACUCAACAAUGAAGCCAAAACUCAAACUAGAAAUAAUAAUAAAUCAGCAGAACCUCAAAAGCCAGACAAAAUCCAAGAAACUAAGAUCCAACUUCUUCAAUCUCAGAUUGAUUCCCUCGAAAAGCAACUAAAGGAUGAACAAAACGAAAAACAAGAUCUACAAGCUAAGUUAAAACAGCAGGAAGAUACGAUCGAACAACUACAGGCCUCCUUGGAUGAAAAUAAUUUUAAUGGCGCCAAAUUUCAGAAACAACUAUCUUUAUCAUUAAAGAAGCUCAAGGCACUUAAAGCAAAGGUAACGUCUCUAGAAGACUCAUUAAACCAGAAAAAUACUGAAAAUCUUCAAUUAGAUACUUUAAUUUCAGAAUUAAAAUUACAAUCAUCACGAGAUCAAGAAGUUAUUGAACAGCUGAAGAGCAUUAGGACACGCGAUCAUUCCCAAUCAAGUACAUCUCUUUCUGGAUCAAAUGCUCCAGAUAUUAGAGAAACCAUAAAUUCUAUGGAGGAAUUACUCAAAAAUCAGAAUUGUGAGAUAACAGAACUUGUUUCACAGAGGUCACACAUUAUUUCUCAAUUCUAUAAUAUGCAAAGUGUCCUUGAAACUAUGGAUAAAAAUUUGAUUUCCUUACAGAAGCAAAAUUCAUCUCUACAGAAAUCAUUACAAGAAAAAGAUACAGAAUACCAACAGUAUAAAGAAACAGAAUCUCUCAAAUGGAAACAAUCAAUCGAUAAAAUACUCAAAUCUCUUCCAUCUACAAUCAAAAUCAAUAUUGAUUUCGAAUCCGAUACAAAAGAAGCAAUUCUCGACAAGAUUUUUGCAGCAGUCCUUUCAUAUCAAGGAGAUCAGAUGAAAGUUAUAUCUUGUCAGCAAAAUGAAACCGAUAAAAACAAAGAUCUUAUUAGCCGUCACUUCCAACUCAUUUCCCAUCUCAUAUCCCUCAUGAAUUGGCUCAAACAAAUCACAGGAACUUCAUGUUUGAACGACAACGACAAAAAAGCCGUGUUUACACAAUGCGCCAGGAUCCAGUGCUUCCUUGAUCAAGAAGAUCAAUCAUUCCUCCGCGAGAGCUGCCCAGAUUUGUUCUCACAAAGAGAUGAAUUACAACCGGAAGAUGUUGCAAAGAUCUUUUACGAUUUCGUUGGCCAGAAGAACGUAAAUGCAUCUCCAUUCAUUGAACUUCGCAUAUUGUUAUGCGGAAUACUUCAAAUGAACAAACUAUUGAUGAACCAGAACGAGCAGUUGAGGAACUUCAAGCAGCCGAAACAAGACAAAUCAUAUUUCGCAGAAAAACAGAACCAACAGAUCCAAAAGUCAAAAGAAAUCGAAAGACAAAAUAUCCAAAUAGCCCAGAAUUUGAGGAAAUUCACAAGCUCUAACUCUGAGAACAUUGAAGAGUUAUUUGCUGAGUUCAUCAAUCAUAUCAAGAGUGAUGUUGAAACAACACAAACAGAGCAUCAAAAACAACUUAGUGAAAAAGAUGCUCAAAUCAAAAAGCUUCAAAGCGAAAUCCAAGAAAAAGAGAAUCAUUUCGAAGAGCAAAGGAAGAUAUUCACAGAUAGAGCUACUGAUAUAGUCAAUAACAUACAGCAGCAAAUCUCUGACAUCAAACAAGAAACAACUAAAGACAUGAAGAAGUUGAAAGCUGCUCUGAAAGCAAAAGAUAAAGAAUUAGUUGAAGCUAAAAGUGAACUGACCAACUUAAAGGAAACACAAGAACAACAAAGUAUUGUUAUAAAUGAAUCAAGAAGAGAUCUCGAGAAUGAAAGAGAUUUACUUGAAAACGAAUUAAAUGAUACAAGAGAGAAACUCCAAGAAGAACAAAACAAUCACAAUGAAGAAGUUGCUGAAUUAAAGUCAACAAUCGACCAAUUAGAGAAAGCUCUUCAAGUUGUCAGUGAUAAAUGCGAAAAAGAAACAAAGAGGAAGAUGUUUUACAAGCAGAGGAUGAACGAAUUACAAGGAAAAACACAAACAAACAUAGAUGAAAUAAGAGAGAAAAACAAAGAACUCAAUACAAAAUACGUAUCAACAUUGGAAGAAUUGACAAACAAACUCAAUGAAACAAGGAAGGAAAAUGAAAAUCUAAAGAAGACAAAUGAAGAAUAUGCUCCUUAUAAGAAAGAUUUGGAAAUGAAACUUGCAAAGGCAACAGCAAGCGAAAGAACACUCAAGCUCAAACUACAAGCUGCUAAUGAUGCAAUUGCUAAUAUCAAGUCAGAGUUUGAAGAUAGAAAGUCAUUGAUUAUCCAGCAGAACAAUGCAAAAAUUUCUCAAAUAAAUAAUGAAAACGAUCAAAGAUAUGAGAAAUUUACAAAACAAAUAGAAAAGAUCAUUUCAUUACUCGGCAAAGAGAAGCCACAAGUAGACAGUGUUGAUGAAUUGAUUAACUAUAUAAUCAAUGAAAUACAAUCACGUAAUUCCAGUGAAGAAGCAGCAAUUUUGAAUGAUGCAAUUUCACUUAGAAAUCAACUUAACAUCAAAUCUGAUGAAACACUUUUCACAGCAUUCACAGAUAUAUGCCAAGAGCGCGAUAAAGCAUUGCAUGAUCGUGACGAAUGCAUUAAUGAUGCAAGAUUAGCAGAUGAUAGAGCUAAUCAAGCUGAAAGAGAAAAACAAAGAUUUGUUGACUCUAUUCAAGCGAACAAAGAAUGGGAAAAGUGGACAAGAUCACUAUUUGCAUCUGUUAAUGGCAUAGAUCCAACAUCUGUUACAGUAAUAGAUGCUAAGCGUGGAAUAAAAGAAUCAAUUUUAUCUUUGGCCGGAAAUAAUCAAAUAAUGAGGAAGAUGGAAAUUUUAAGGUUCUGUAAGAGUGUAUCAUUGAAGUUCAGAGGAGACUUAAAUAGAAGGACAAUUAGAGAGAAAGUUACUUCGCUUAGACCAAUGAUGAUUUGCGCUGUUUUUGUAAGAAGAUUAAAUUUGUUGGUUCCAACACAAACAACCGAAUUCCAUCCUCCUGUUAGAACUAAGCCUCUCGUUAACACAGUUUAA
Trichomonas vaginalis G3 is the source of this 3114-nucleotide messenger RNA. RefSeq names its product A-type inclusion protein, putative-related family. Lineage: Eukaryota; Parabasalia; Trichomonadida; Trichomonadidae. The transcript has a single exon. Bases 1 to 3114 code for a protein of 1037 amino acids. The record is from RefSeq and is a predicted model, not a curated record.